CUGAGAGUGGAUAGAUAGAAGCCUCUUCCUGACUGUCUUUCUGUUUCGAAAAAUCUAAAACAAAUUACAGAUCUAGAAAGUACAUGUCAAAGAAAGCAUGGAUCGCGUUCUGAAAGCUGCAAGAAGCUCCGGUUCUCUUAACCUCUCCAACCGCUCUCUCAGGGAAGUACCUGAUGAGGUCUACAAAAUUUUGGACGCCGUUGGUGAAGGUGAAAAAUGGUGGGAGAAUGUGGAGCUACAAAAGCUGAUUUUGGCUCAUAAUAAUAUUGAGUCAAUAAAGGAAGACCUUAAGAAUUUAUCUCAACUAACUGUGUUGAAUGUUAGCCAUAACAAGCUCUCUGAGCUUCCAGCUGCAAUAGGAGAGCUCCCUAUGCUUAAGUUAUUAGAUGUUUCUUCUAACUUGAUUCAGAAAUUACCUGACGAAUUCGGAUCAGCAACUUCUCUUGUCAAGUUUGAUUGUUCAAGCAAUCAGCUGAGGGAGCUUCCGAGCUCACUAGGAGGAUGUUUGGCUCUAUCUGACUUGAAGGCAUCAAACAACUGUAUCACCAGCUUGCCUGAAGAUCUAGCAAGGUGUUCAAAACUGACAAAAGUAGAUGUGGAGGGAAAUAGGUUGGAGGUGUUAUCUGGGAAUUUGAUGGCAUCGUGGACCGUGCUUACCGAAUUUAAUGCAUCAAAAAACAUGCUGAGUGAUAUACCAGAUAACUUUGGAAGCCUUUCACGACUCAUCCGCCUUGACCUUCAUCAGAACAGAAUCUCAACAAUCCCUCCCUCAAUAAUGGGUUGUUGUUCCCUUGCAGAAUUCUAUAUGGGGAACAACGCGCUGUCAACCUUACCUGUAGAAAUAGGGGCACUUUCUCAAUUAGGGACACUGGAUCUCCAUUCAAACCAGUUGAAGGAGAUUCCUGUGGAGGCAUGUAAAUUACAGCUUUCAAUGCUGGAUCUUUCAAAUAAUUCUUUGACUGGAUUGCCCCCUGAACUUGGUAAGAUGACAACUCUAAGGAAACUCCUGUUAAAUGGCAAUCCAUUGCGAACUCUUCGAAGCUCAUUGGUUUCUGGACCCACAACCACUUUAUUGAAUUAUCUUCGAAGUAGACUCUCUGAAGGAGAAGAUUCUAAAGCAACUACUCCAGCGAAGAAGGAUUUAAUUUCCAUGACAGCUAGAUUGUCUGUCAGUUCAAAGGAACUCUCUCUACAAGAGCUGGGUUUGAGUGCUGUCCCAUCAGAAGUAUGGGAAUCAAAUGAAAUUGUAAAGGUUGAUCUAUCCAGGAAUUCUAUUCAAGAGCUGCCAGUUGAACUCUCCUUGUGUGUUUCCCUUCAGUGUUUGAUUUUAACCAGAAACAAGAUUAGUGACUGGCCAUGUGCAAUUUUGAAAUCACUUCCCAAUCUUAUAUGUUUGAAGCUGGACAACAAUGCACUUACACAGAUUCCAUCAGAUGGAUUUCAAGCAGUCCCUAUGCUUCAGAUUCUGGAUCUCAGUGGCAAUCCAGCUUCACUGCUCGGUCAUCCAGCAUUUUCCAGCUUGCCUCAUUUGAAAGAGCUUUACCUCAGACAAGUUCAAUUACGUGAAAUCCCAUCAGAUAUAAUGAGCUUACAGCAACUGCAAAUCUUGAAUUUGAGCCAAAACUCACUUCACUCAAUUCCAGAGGGGUUCAAAAAUCUCACCUCUCUAACUGAGCUUGACCUGUCUGACAAUAAUAUUUCAGCACUUCCUCCAGAGCUGGGUUUGCUUGAGCCGAGCCUCCAAGCCUUAAGACUUGAUGGAAAUCCAUUGAGAAGCAUCCGGAGAACAAUUUUGGAUAGGGGAACUAAAGCGGUUCUGAAAUAUUUGAUGGACAAAAUACCAGAGCACUAGCUUGUUCAUCUUUCCAUCAUCUCUUUCAGCUCCAAAUUACCUUACUCGCCUCUGUAUUUUUCUGUUCAGAAUCUUCAUGCCACUUCCAAGUUUUUUCUUUUUGUCUUUUGCGAAGUUGAUGAUUUGAAAGGCUUGAUUUCCCAACUCGGGGCUGUAUUGUUUGGUUUAUAAAACUAAUUCUACACAAGCUUGAUUUGGAUCAUGAUUCUAAUUGGUUCUGGUUGAAUUACAUAGAACAUGUUUUGAUUUUUUA
Populus nigra (black poplar) is the source of this 2105-nucleotide messenger RNA. Its product is annotated as plant intracellular Ras-group-related LRR protein 6. The record is from RefSeq and is a predicted model, not a curated record. Gene Ontology annotation, molecular function: protein binding. Bases 98 to 1852 code for a protein of 584 amino acids. The transcript has 20 exons. Lineage: Eukaryota; Viridiplantae; Streptophyta; Magnoliopsida; Malpighiales; Salicaceae.